Messenger RNA from Plutella xylostella (diamondback moth), 1967 nucleotides. It is a transcript of the gene Amt, whose product is annotated as Ammonium transporter. NCBI's taxonomy places the organism in Eukaryota, Metazoa, Arthropoda, Insecta, Lepidoptera, Plutellidae. Gene Ontology annotation, biological process: ammonium transmembrane transport; ammonium homeostasis. Gene Ontology annotation, molecular function: ammonium channel activity. Gene Ontology annotation, cellular component: plasma membrane. The record is from RefSeq and is a predicted model, not a curated record.
UAUCAUACAGUUUUAUUCGUAUAACGGAAAAAUAAACAUAACUAACAUCAAAAAUGGCGAAUAACUCAGAGAUAGCCACCAUGAAUAACUCUACAAAAGUCCACCUGAUGGGGAUUCGAAUCCCGAACUUCUCAAACGGGAGUUCCGUGAAUCUGCAGGACAACUUCGACAUAGAUCUCGAAGACACCAACUGGAUCCUCACCUCUUCGUUCAUCAUAUUCACUAUGCAGACUGGUUUCGGCAUGCUGGAGUCCGGCUGCGUGUCCAUCAAGAACGAGGCCAACAUCAUGAUGAAGAACCUCGCCGACAUCUCACUCGGAGGUCUAACCUACUGGAUCUUCGGCUACGGCAUGUCGUUCGGCCAGGGCCCAUACGACAACCCGUUCAUAGGGCUCGGAGACUUCCUGGUGGACCCUCCAGUGGGUGACGAACUCAUGGGUCCCGUGUUCGCCAGCUUCCUGUUCCAGCUGUCGUUUGCGACUACUGCUACAACCAUCGUGAGCGGUGCCAUGGCUGAGAGAUGCAACUUCAAAGCCUACUGUCUCUUCUCGUUCCUCAACACGAUAGUGUACUGCGUACCUGCGGGCUGGGUGUGGGGGCAGCACGGCUUCCUCCACCAGCUGGGCGCUGUGGACAUAGCUGGUAGUGGACCCGUGCAUCUUAUUGGUGGCUCAUCAGCCUUCGCCUCAGCCCUCAUGCUGGGUCCCCGCCUCGGCCGCUACUCCCGCGGCACGGCGCCGCUGCCGCUGGGGAAUCCGGUCAACGCCGUCAUGGGCACCUUCGUGCUGUGGUGGGGAUGGCUGGCGUUCAACUCUGGGAGCACUUAUGGGGUGAGCGGUGCUAAGUGGCAGUACGCGGCUCGCGCUGCUGUCAUGACCAUGAUGGGGUCCUUCGGAGGAGGCUGCUUCGGACUCAUAUUCACUCUAGUGAAGAACAAGGGCCGUGCUGACGUGAUGGAGCUCAUAAAUGGCAUUCUCGGAUCACUUGUGUCAGUUACUGCUGGCUGCUUCCUCUACCGGGCGUGGGAGGCCCUCCUGAUAGGCGUGAUCGGCGCCGCCAUCGCCUCCGCCACCACCCCUCUGUUCGACAAGCUGCGCAUCGACGACCCCGUUGGGGCUUCGGCUGUGCACGGCGCCUGCGGGGUUUGGGGAGUCCUUGCAGUUGGUCUGUUUGCGGAUAACCCGACCCCCAUGGACACUACGAAUGGAAGAUCCGGUUUAUUUAAAGGCGGCGGCUGGUACCUCCUCGGAGUGCAGGCCCUGACGGCCCUGUGCCUCGCCACCUGGGGUCUGCUGGUCACCAUGGCGCUGCUGUGGGUCAUCGACCGCAUCAUGCCGAUACGCAUGGACCCGUAUGAGGAGCUGCUGGGGGCCGAUCUGACGGAGCACCGGAUACGGCAUGGGCAGGUGGGCGUCUCGCGGGCGGUGUCGGCGCUGCGCCCGUACCACCGUUCCGGCAGCAUCGAGGCGGUCGGCGGCAUCGGCGUCAACACCGGACACAACCUCGUGGUGGAGAAGCUAAAAGAGGCACACGAGAACAAGAAGAAGAAGGGAAAAUUCAGCGCGAAACUGCAAAUGUUCACAAACAACGCUUACGUUGACGACGGGGAGCCAAAACCCUCAUUCUCCAGAACAAGCAAUGGAAUAUUGAACAAGCGUCCUGGCAACCCAGAAAACGACCUUCACCGCGCUCUGGACUCUAUGGCCGAUGAGAUAAACGGAACUAGGUUUUUCAAAAAUCGAACGGCCAGUGCGAACAGUUUAAAUAUGGCGCGAGUUGAAGAAGUUAAGGGGAAGAAACUGAAAGAGUUGACGGUUGAAGAAUUUGAAGAGAUGAGUGAAAUGAAUGCAAAUCAGGACCGCUUUAGGCACAGGUUUAAUGACGAGGAGUAUGCCCAGGACAUCAGCAGGGCUAAUGUCAGGUGGAUAGAUUAGGAUUAGUAUGACUUAUUUUGAUUAGGAUUAGAG